GCGUUGCGUUGGAAAACAUUGGAAAAUAAGGAGCGUCCUGGAGCCUGGAGCUUUCAAUCGCGAAAGAAUUGAUAAUAAUCGAUAUUGUUUAACAGAAACGUCACAACAUGUCUUCUCUGACAAAACCAAAAUCCGAGAUGACGCCAGAGGAAUUGGCGAAGAGAGAGGAAGAAGAAUUUAACACCGGGCCUCUUUCAGUUCUGACGCAAUCCGUUAAGAAUAAUACCCAAGUGUUAAUAAAUUGCAGGAACAAUAAAAAGCUAUUGGGCCGAGUAAAGGCCUUUGACAGACAUUGCAACAUGGUUUUGGAAAAUGUGAAGGAGAUGUGGACGGAAUUACCACGCACGGGGAAAGGCAAGAAAAAGGCCAAACCGGUAAACAAAGACAGAUUUAUUCCAAAGAUGUUUCUACGUGGCGAUUCCGUCAUCUUGGUUCUGAGGAAUCCACUGGCAACUGCGGCAGGAAAGUAAUUAAGGAUAACUUUAAUUUUUAUGGAUUUUAAUAUUACUAAGGCUAAUGCUAUAAUAAAGGAAAUAAAAACUU
Molecule: messenger RNA, 543 nt
Organism: Temnothorax curvispinosus
Lineage: Eukaryota; Metazoa; Arthropoda; Insecta; Hymenoptera; Formicidae
Gene: SmD2
Product: probable small nuclear ribonucleoprotein Sm D2
Exons: 3
Coding region: 108-470 (120 amino acids)
Biological process (GO): spliceosomal snRNP assembly; RNA splicing
Cellular component (GO): U5 snRNP; U4/U6 x U5 tri-snRNP complex; catalytic step 2 spliceosome
Molecular function (GO): RNA binding
Source: RefSeq, a predicted model, not a curated record